This is a messenger RNA of Salvia splendens (bonfire salvia), 609 nucleotides long. Its product is annotated as transcription factor bHLH160. Gene Ontology annotation, cellular component: RNA polymerase II transcription regulator complex. The transcript has 3 exons. Gene Ontology annotation, biological process: regulation of transcription by RNA polymerase II. Lineage: Eukaryota; Viridiplantae; Streptophyta; Magnoliopsida; Lamiales; Lamiaceae. The record is from RefSeq and is a predicted model, not a curated record. The coding region runs from base 1 to 609 and encodes 202 amino acids. Gene Ontology annotation, molecular function: DNA-binding transcription factor activity, RNA polymerase II-specific; RNA polymerase II transcription regulatory region sequence-specific DNA binding; protein dimerization activity.
AUGAAUUCAGUUAUUCAAUCCAAUAAAUUGAUCAAGACAAGAUCUGCAAGAAAGAAUAGUAGUAAUGUAAUAGAAAUUGCAGAAGAAGAAGGUGUGAAGAAGCUGGACCACAACGCAAAGGAGAGGAUUCGAAGAAUGAAGCUUAAUGCAUCUUACCUUGCUCUUCAAGCACUGCUUCCUGAUUCCAGAAGAUCUAAGAAGAAGUGGAGUGCACCUGCAAUAGUCGAUAGAGUGGUGACAUACAUUCCUGAGCUGGAGAAUGAGAUAGAAUCAUUGAGAGGCAAAAAGGAAAAUGUGCAGUUACAACGAGCCAAGGAGAGUAAAUUGAGUGCUAAAGAGCAAGACCCCACCAUUUCUUUGAACCAAGUUAAUCAACAAGAAGCAAUUUUUCAAGUUUGUUUGGAGAGACAAGAACAAGAAGAAUCACAACUCACCCGUUUUCUAGAAGGUCUUGAAAGUGAGGGUGUGAGCAUCAAGAGCGCUUCGGCUCUCGACGUUUCUGACACCAGAAUUUGCUUCCAUUUACACAUCCAGACAAACGAUACUGCUUCAGAAGCGGCCAAUUACUUUGAAGAACUACGGGACAAGCUUAUUUCUUGGUUGAGGUGA